CAACAACUCUGAUAGGCUUUACUGAUAACAUUGUUUACUAGUUCUAGUGACAUUGGUCUGACCAACUUAAAUAUAGCCAGACAAUCCCAAUGUCUUUAUAAUUGGUUGUAUUGAUAUUGAAGUUUUUCAAUUAUUUGUGAAAAAAGAACUUGAUUUUCAAAAUGACUGAGGGCAAUAAAUUAUGGGGUGGCCGUUUUACUGGAGCUGUUGAUCCAUUAAUGGAGAAAUUUAAUGCAUCUAUUCAUUUUGACAAGAGAAUGUGGAAGGCUGACCUUCAGGGAAGUAUGGCUUAUGUUUUAGCUCUACAUAAAGCUAACCUAAUCACAGCUGAGGAGAGAGAGGAUAUUUAUGAAGGAUUAUUAAAGGUUAGCCAUGAAUGGGAAGCUGGCACCUUUGAAAUCAAGCCUGGGGAUGAAGAUGUGCACACAGCUAAUGAAAGGCGACUAAAGGAACUGAUUGGCCCAGUUGGAGGUAAGCUGCAUACCGGACGUAGUCGCAAUGAUCAGGUGGCCACUGACAUGCGACUUUGGUUUGUUGACAAGAGUAGAACCUUGAUCAAGUGCAUCACAGAACUUGUUGGUGUCAUGAUAGAGAGGGCUCAAGUAGAAAUCGACCAACUUAUGCCUGGUUACACUCACCUUCAGAGAGCCCAGCCCAUCCGUUGGAGCCAUUGGCUUCUCAGCUAUGCAGUAAUGUUACAGAGAGAUGUGGACAGAUUAUUGGAGAUCAGAAAAAGAACAUCAACAUUGGUCUUAGGCAGUGGUGCUUUAGCAGGGAACCCAUUCAACAUUGAUAGAGAGCUUUUGAAGCAAGAACUUCAUAUGGAGAGGAUCUCACUCAACAGUCUGGAUGCUGUCAGUGAUAGAGACUUUGUUGCGGAAUUUUUGUUCUGGGCAUCUUUGCUGGGUGUACACUUAAGCCGCUGGGCUGAAGAUCUGAUUUUAUAUACCACAAAAGAAUUUGGGUUUGUGACUCUCUCGGAUGCUUACAGCACAGGCAGCAGCUUGAUGCCUCAGAAGAAGAACAGUGACAGUCUAGAGCUGAUCAGAGGAAGGUCUGGGAGGCUGUUUGGUAAUUGUUCAGGCUUCAUGAUGACCUUGAAAGGAAUCCCUAGCACUUAUAACAAGGACCUUCAGGAAGACAAGGAAGCCAUGUUUGACACCUAUGAUACAGUUUGUUCAGUCCUACAGAUUGCUACUGGAGUCCUGUCAACACUUAAGAUACAUCCUGACAAUAUGGUGAAAGCUUUAAGUCCUGAUAUGUUGGCUACAGAUGUUGCUUACUAUCUAGUCAGAAAGGGGUUGCCUUUCCGUGAAGCCCAUGGCAUGGCUGGUUUGUGUGUAGCAUUGGCUGAGAAGCAGAACAUCUCAGUGUCUCAGUUAUCCCACAAAGACUUCCACUCAGUCAGUUCACUGUUUGAAGAUGACAUCACCAAAGUAUGGGAUUACAACACCUCAGUAGAGCAAUACACUGCUGCAGGCGGCACCUCUAAGUCAAGUGUCAAGUAUCAAAUUGAGCAGCUCAAGUCCUGGUUGGAAAGUGUGACACAGUCAGAUAAGUCUGUGCAGAGCAUUUAAGAGAAAAAAAUUUAAAUCACUGGUGCUUGUUAAGACAUUUUUUUUUAAAGUUUUAUCUUUAUAAUGGUCUAGUGUUUGAAAUUCUUUAAAAGGGUUUAUGAAAUAGAAGCUUAAUAACAAAAAUAAAAAGGUUGUAUUUGUACUUAAUAAUAAUUUGAUUCAAACCACAGCUAAUAAUUUUAAUAAAUUGAUUAAUAUUUUGUCCUGUUAUUUGUUUGACUAAUUGAUAGUCCACGUUCCCUUGUCUUGAGUGCAACAUUUGAUUAUCAUGUCAAACGUAUUAACCUUUGUUUUUUUCUCAAAGGAUUAUUUCACAUCAGGAAAAGAAAGCAUGUUGAAUACAAUUAAUUCCAAUCAAUUACUUUUGAGCUAAUUGUCUACUGGAGUCAUCACCAAACAAAAAAUAUUGUUUGUGUGUCCAGAGCUUCUCCCCUCAGAGAGCAAUUGAACAUAUCAUGUUUGAACUUUAGCUACUGCGACCAGUAAGCUAUUGAAAUGUUUUAAUUUUAGAUACAGGGUUGUUUCUUUUUUUUCAACCAGUAUCUAUUUUGGAUAUUCAUUUAGAAUCAAAUAUGUGAAAAAAAGAAAGUAUUUAAAUUAUUUCUCAUUUAAAUUUUGAAUUAAGAAAGAAAUAGAUGAUUUUUAAAAUGUUCUUUUGAAUGUCUUUUUAAAUGUCUUGUCAAAUUAAAAUUAUAUACAUAUAAAACAAUUUAUAUAUCUUUGCUUUCUUAAUUGCUAUGUCAUCUUUACUUUUGAUUCAAACAAUAAUAAAAAUGAUGUAAUCAGUUUUUUCACAGCUUUAAAGAAGACAAAGUAUUCAAUUGGUUUUAUAAAUGAAUGUGUUAGUGUAAAGCAGAAAUAAAGUGAAGUUUAAAUGUAAUGAAAAUAAAUUGACAUUUUUGUGCAGUAUGAAUUGGAUUCUGGGGACUUUACUAAUACAAAUGUUGUAUGAUAUAAUGACUUUUAGUAUUUAUACCAUUUUCAAAACUAUUAGCUAAAAACAACAAAUAGCACACACGUUUUAUUCUUUACAACACAUUCACACUAUAAUGAGAUCUUUGGUCAAUUGGGUAUAAAUUAUUUACUUCUCUAAAGGUGUUCUACUUCAGCAGCACCAUCUAAAGAUAUUUCAGUCAACAGAUACAAAGUAACAGCUGUAUAUUAUUGAAGAGAUUUGUUGUAAAGAUCUUUCAUUGACUAGUCAUAUAGUAAUUGGAAAUGUUCUAUGGACUAUAACUGCCCACCUCCCCUUUCCCAAAAUAUAUAUAUAUAUACAGAAUGUACUUACAAAACUAUUAUACAGAUCGUAUGGUUUUAUUGACUUGAUAUUUAAUUGUUUUUUGUUUUUUUCUUUUAUUUCAAAGCAAUUAAUUUUUUGGGUUUUUCUUUUUUAAAAGUUACUGUGUGUGUAAUUUGUUCACAAGUGAAUUGUGCAUUGAUUGACACAUUUUCUACAGUAUUAACUUGUUUUGUGCAUUUAAAAAGCAAAAGCUGUUGUAUUUGAUUGGCUCUAUCAAUGCCACCCCCAAACAUUACACAAUGUGUACAGCUUUUUGUGAGUUCACAUUUUUAACAAAUAUUAUGCAAUCAUUUUGUUUUUAUGAAAUAAAAUAAAUGAGAAAGAAUUUUUAAAAAAUAA
Molecule: messenger RNA, 3216 nt
Organism: Biomphalaria glabrata
Lineage: Eukaryota; Metazoa; Mollusca; Gastropoda; Planorbidae
Product: argininosuccinate lyase-like
Exons: 17
Coding region: 162-1577 (471 amino acids)
Cellular component (GO): cytosol
Molecular function (GO): argininosuccinate lyase activity
Source: RefSeq, a predicted model, not a curated record